This is a messenger RNA of Ornithorhynchus anatinus (platypus), 1476 nucleotides long. RefSeq names its product succinate receptor 1. The transcript is spliced from 2 exons. The record is from RefSeq and is a predicted model, not a curated record. Bases 1 to 966 code for a protein of 321 amino acids. Gene Ontology annotation, molecular function: G protein-coupled receptor activity. Lineage: Eukaryota; Metazoa; Chordata; Mammalia; Monotremata; Ornithorhynchidae. Gene Ontology annotation, cellular component: plasma membrane. Gene Ontology annotation, biological process: G protein-coupled receptor signaling pathway.
AUGUCCAACCCAAUGGAGAAUACUUCCUGCAGCAACUGGUUGGUGGCAGAGGUGGUCUUGAAAAAGUAUUACCUUUCCAUCAUGUAUGGGAUUGAGUUUGUCGUCGGGCUCCUGGGAAACAUCACAGUGGUUUUGGCUUACGUCCUCCACAUGAAGGACUGGAAAAGUUGUAACAUUUAUCUCUUCAACCUCUCCUUGUCAGAUCUGGCCUUCCUCUGUACUCUUCCAAUGUUGGUGAGGAGCUAUGCCUCGGGAAGCUGGACAUACGGAGUCGCUCUCUGCAAAAGCAACAGAUAUAUCCUUCAUGCCAACAUGUACACGAGCAUCCUUUUCCUCACUUUUAUUAGCAUCGAUCGUUAUCUGCUGAUGAAAUAUCCCUUCCGUGAACACUUUCUGCAGAAGAAAGAACUAGCAAUUGUUGCCUCCGCAGCCAUCUGGAUUCUGGUAACCCUUGAAAUCGUGCCAAUCCUCCUCAUCCUCGAUCCGAUUAUCACAGAAAACAGCACUGCCUGCCGUGAUUAUGCAAGUUCCGGUGAUCCAAAAUCCAACCUUUGCUACAGCCUGCUCCUCACGUUCUUAGGAUUCAUAAUCCCUCUACUUGUUAUGUGCUUUUUCUACCUGAAGAUUGCUUUCUUCCUGAAACACAGGAAUCAAGAGAUAUCGUCGACUCUCCCGCUGGAAAAGCCCCUGACCUUAAUCAUCAUGGCCAUGGUCAUUUUCUCGGUACUUUUAACCCCCUACCACGUAAUGCGCAACGUGAGGAUUGCGUCCCGCAUGGAUUUCUGGGACGAAACUCCAUGUGAGAGGGCUGCUGUUCAUGCCUUCUAUAUCAUCACGAGGCCCAUAGCCUUUCUAAACAGUGUGAUAAACCCAGUCUUUUAUUUCCUAAUUGGGGACAACUUCAGAGAGAUGCUAUUAAACAGUGUGCGGCAUCUCUUCCAGUCGAUCAAAUCUUUCAGAAGAUGAGGUACCCAAAUCAUUUCAUUCCCCUUGGGGUUCUCCUUUUUCUACUAAAGGAUGUACCUGGCUCUGAAGAGAUCCCCACAAACCACCUGAUGAUUUUCACCAAGAGGUUUUAAGAUAGAUGACUAUUGUACAGCUAGCCAAUAAAUCGAGGUGUGAGAAAAAUAGAGUGCUUAAAGUGGACCUGCGGAGGGUAUUUUGUUGAUGUGUUUGUGUUUUACCAAGAACAGAGACUAGGAGUUCCAGGCCUGGAAUGGGCUGUGAAACUUUGUCUUUUCUGACUCUGCUGGUGACAUGAGAUCACAGCACUCCGGAAUUUAUGCAGAUGCUUGUUUGAUUAACAUUUUGAUUAUUGGUGAAUAUCACCAGAAAUGUUUUCAUCAUCUUUGCUUUUGGACUUGGGACUUUUUUAAAGUGAAGAAUGCCAUUUGAAUUAGUGUAAUAACCUGAAUCGAGGAAGUAUGCAUUGGAUGGAAAGAACACUGGAAAUUAAGGAUGGGAAUGGAAGCAGCA